UGUGUGAAUUCAUCGUUAAAUAAUCCGCGUUGAUCAGUUGAUAGCUGCGGAGGAAAUGGAGAACACGACGAUUCUGAGAGAGUGGUUUGAGGUUGUUGAUUCUGAGAAAACCGGAAAUAUUACGGCCUCUCAACUCAAGAAAGCUCUCGCGGUUGGGAACCUCGAAUUCCCCAUCUCCAUUGUUCAGCAAAUGAUCAGGAUGUAUGAUUUCGACAGGAAUGGAACGAUGAGCUUCGAUGAGUUCGUUGCGCUUAACAAGUUUCUUCUCAAGGUUCAACAAGGGUUUUCGGAUUUUGAAAGGGAUCGCGGUUAUCUUGUUCAUGAUGAUGUGUAUGAGGCAUUGGUGAAAAUUGGGUUCUCGCUGGACUCUCCGGCUUUUUACACUGUAUGCGAGAGUUUUGAUCAAAAGAAGAAUGGGAUAUUUCGAUUAGAUGACUUGAUAUCUCUUUGUAUAUUUUUGCAGUCAGCACGUAACUUGUUCAAUUCGUUUGAUACGGCUAAGCAGGGUCGGGGAACUCUUGAUCUCAACCAAUUUGUAUACUGCACUGCCAAUUGUAGAAUAUGAGACCAUCGUCAUUCGUCACUAAAGUAUUGUAGAGUGAUUCUGUACACCCCACAGAACGGAGUAAAGUUGUUGAUGUUAAUGGUGAUAUGUAUUUUUCAUUUAUGAACCACGUCCGAACACCCUGUAGAAGAUUCGUUUAUGCAUCUCUGAAAUUCCGAACAGAUUAUAGCCAAAGUGGAUUGUAAUUUUCUUUUUUGCUUGGGCAAAAUGUAUUGCAAUUUGCUUUCACUAUGGAAACAAAUAUGCUUUGCCUUCCUAAUAAAGUCUACAUUUCA
Molecule: messenger RNA, 840 nt
Organism: Morus notabilis
Lineage: Eukaryota; Viridiplantae; Streptophyta; Magnoliopsida; Rosales; Moraceae
Product: peflin
Exons: 10
Coding region: 56-565 (169 amino acids)
Molecular function (GO): calcium ion binding
Source: RefSeq, a predicted model, not a curated record